AUGAAUGUUGAAAUUUCGAAGAGAAUAAGAGCAGGAUGGAAAACGUUUACUUCAAUACGUAAAGGAUGUGCUCAAGCAAAGCUGGACAAGACCAUCCGUACCAAACUCUUCAGUGGCAUCGUUCUGCCUACGUUCUUAUAUGUAAGUGAGAUGUGGGCUACUGCGAAGAGGGAAAUGUAUCGAUUUGGUAUAACGCAAAGGACCAUGGAAAGAUCCAUAUUACGGAUAACAUUGCAGGAGUAUAUCCGAAAUGAAAUAAUUCGAGAACGGGUCCGAGUGAAUGAUAUGAUCAUAGAAUACCAAAAUCGCAAGUUCUGGAGGAUCGGACGUGUUGCAAGAUUCACAGAAAGCAAGGGGACCAGUGCAAUUGCAAUUUACUGA
Octopus sinensis (East Asian common octopus) is the source of this 381-nucleotide messenger RNA. RefSeq lists its product as uncharacterized. The transcript has a single exon. The coding region runs from base 1 to 381 and encodes 126 amino acids. The record is from RefSeq and is a predicted model, not a curated record. NCBI's taxonomy places the organism in Eukaryota, Metazoa, Mollusca, Cephalopoda, Octopoda, Octopodidae.